Closterium sp. NIES-65 is the source of this 1440-nucleotide messenger RNA. NCBI's taxonomy places the organism in Eukaryota, Viridiplantae, Streptophyta, Zygnematophyceae, Desmidiales, Closteriaceae. The record is from the annotation of a GenBank genome assembly.
AUGGCUACCCCCAGUGUCCUUACCUUUGAUGCUGAGGGUCGUGCUGUUGACUUCGAGGUCUGGGUAGAUGACCUACAGCUCUUCCUACAGUGUGAUAGGGCAGACGGACUCUCUGUGUUCGAUCUCACCUAUGGUGCCUCUCCUGCCUUGCCUACUGAUGUUGACAGCACUCUUCGCUCACAUUGGGCCACCCGCGAUGCUGCUGCCCGUCUUGCUGUGCGUCCCCACUUACCGACCACUGAGCGUGCGCACUUUAGUCAGUACAAGAGUGCUAAGACCUUGGACCACUUCCUCUCUGUUUGCCCCACCACACUCACCGUUGACCUCCUCGAGGAGCGCCUCCUAGCAGCUGAGAAGAGUAUAGUCGCUGUAGGAGCCUCUCGUGGUGACCCUCGUGCCCCCUUCUUUGAAGGGUGCUCCCCCUCCCCCCUGUUGCCCUCUGUUGCCUCUGCUGCUGUCGUCGACCUCGUUGGCUUCAAGUCGGUCGGAGCUGCGUCUGUCCCUAGCGGGAGACGCCGCACCGGCAAGGGCAAGGAGGGCAAGGGCGCUGGAGGGGCUGGCGGGGGCGGUGGAGGUGGCGGUGGAGGCAGUGGAGGGGGUGGGGGUGGUGGUGGGAGUGGUGGCCGGGGUGGAGGUGUCGGUGGGAGCAGUGGAGGCGGAGGAGGCGGCGGCGGUGGCGGUGGGAGCGGCGGCGGCGGAGGUGGCGGAGGCGGCGGCGGCAGCGGUGGAGCUGGUCGCGGCUCUGCGCAGAGGAGUGGCUCCGGUGGUGGUCCGCGCCAGCUGCAGCAGCACACUCGUGAGACCCCGUCCCCCCAGCAGCUUCGUGAGUGGUACGCUGCGCGUCAGCGAGGUGGGGGUACUGGUCCCUGUACCUACGUCCUCCGUACCGGCGACCGCACUGGUGAGCAGUGCGGGGGCUUGCACUCCACCCAGCGCUGCUUCGGCUGCCUGACAGACGCUUGGCAUCACCAGUUCCCUGACGCCACUGAGAUCCCUCGCUGGGGAGAGAUGUCUAGGGCGGGGGUUGCUAUCUUUGAUCUUGAUUAUGAUGCUAUUCUUGCUGCCAUAUAUGCUGUGUCUACUAGUGAUGAGGGUGACUGUUACCUGUGUGUUCCGCCUGACCCGGGCAUUGAGGCUGCUGCUCUAGGUGCUGGUGAGGCUGCUGCUCUAGGUGCUGGUGAGGCUGCUGUUCUAGGUGCUAGUGCGUCUGCUGCCCCAGGUGCUGGUGAGUCUGCUCUCUCAGGUACCACGUUGGCUCAGGCCUUACACACCUUCACCCUCGACUCGGGUGCUUCCCGCUCCUUCUUUCGAGACUGCACCACGCUUACGCCGCUUAGUCGGCCGGUUGCGGUCUCCCUGGCGGACCCCUCUGGGGGUCCUGUCCUUGCUCGCUUCUCCACUGUCUUACCGUGUCCGGCAGCCCCCUCUGGCACCCUGUAG